Molecule: messenger RNA, 2541 nt
Organism: Trematosphaeria pertusa
Lineage: Eukaryota; Fungi; Ascomycota; Dothideomycetes; Pleosporales; Trematosphaeriaceae
Product: carotenoid oxygenase
Exons: 2
Coding region: 241-2295 (684 amino acids)
Biological process (GO): carotene catabolic process
Molecular function (GO): carotenoid dioxygenase activity
Source: RefSeq, a predicted model, not a curated record
UGCAUUCAGAUCGCGCUUCCCACGAUGACCUCGUCAUAUCAGCUCUUGAACUGCCGGAGCCUGGACAGCCUACGUUUGUCACCGCGACGCCGGAUGAUAUCGAGGGACGCCGAACGCUGCUGGACGCCGGAAUCUCACAUCAUAUGGAGAACGAGACUUAAGUCAAGAACCUUCGAACACUGAUCCUCAAGUUCAUUCAAUCCAGGCUAAGGCUCGAUGCAGUGAAGCUAGCUGCUCGAAAUGUCCAAGAAUGGACAGAAGAAAAAGCAAAAAGGGGACCAUCCGUACCUCGCCGGCAACUUCGCGCCAGCAACAACAACAUGCCCUCCCAAGCCCGUCAAGUUCUCCGGAGUCAUUCCCAAAGAACUGCAUGGCGGUAUGUACGUCAGGAACGGGGGCAACCCCAUCUCCAAUUCAGAUCUCGGCCGGGAGGUGCAUUGGUUCGACGGUGACGGGAUGCUCACCGGCGUGUGGUUUGACCGCUCCUCGCCACAGUUUGUCAACCAGUUCGUCCUAACCGAUCUGUGCCUGUCGAGCUUCGAGAAUGAACAGUUACGGACACCCAUUCUACCAAGUAUAGCGACGCUCGUCAGCCCAUUUUCAAGCCUGGUCGCAAUCAUCUGGAGCAUUCUAAGGGCCUCUAUGCUUGUGCUAUUGUCUCAUCUUCCCGGUUCGCAGUACGCUAUCAAGAGAAUAAGUGUAGCAAAUACCGGAUUUCUCUACCACGAUGGACGCGCGUUGGCCACUUGUGAGAGCGGGCCCCCAAUUCGCGUUCAAUUGCCCGGACUAGAGACCGUCGGCUGGUUCGAUGGGAACAGAGCUGAGGGAGAACCAGUUUCAAUUGAGCAAAGCGAUGCCGGACCUGGAUUUGGUGGGACCGGUCUCAAUAGCUGGAUGCGAGAAUGGACUACCGGCCAUCCGAAAGUUGACCCUACCACGGGGGAAAUGAUGCUCUUCCACUGCAAUUUCCUGCCGCCUUUCGUGCACUACUCAGUCAUUCCCAGGCAGAAGGCCGUUUCAAACGUGCUUGGUCCGGAACCUCGAAAGUUGAUAAACGUCCCGGUCCCGAAAUGCUCCGGUGGUAAGAUGAUGCACGACUUUGGCGCUUCCAAGCACCACACAGUGAUCCUAGAUCUCCCACUCAGCCUUUCGCCGUUCAACCUCCUGAAGAACCAACCAGUCGUCGCGUAUGAGCCCAAAAAACCUUCCCGCUUUGGCGUAUUCCCUCGCCGGGACCCAAGCGCGGUACGGUGGUUCGAGACGAACGGGUGCUGUAUAUUCCACACAGCGAACACGUGGGAUGAGUACGACUCCGACAACAACAUCUCCGCCGUCGGCAUGCUGGCUUGCCGUCUGACAUCCGCAUCGCUAGUCUUCAGUGCCGGAAACAUCACGCCGCCACCUCAUCCCAGCAAAAUGGAAAACGGGGAACGAAGGCCAAUGUCGUUCUUUGCCAAAUACGACGAAGACGACCAAUUCAUAGAUCCCGAGAACAUCCCCCCGGAUGAGAAAACCGCACUCCUCAAGACCGACAGUCUCUGUUCAAGAAACAGUCCUCCAUCCCCGCCCAUCUCAGAAGAUGACCACGAACAAUGCCGCCUCUACCACUACCGCUUCCCAUUGUCCCCCGAGACAUGCAACACCAUCACCGACCAAUACGCCCUCUCACCCAUCCCCUUCGAGUUCCCCACCGUCGCCCCCGCGCACGACAUGUCCUUCGCACGCUACGUCUACGGGUGCAGCACCUCGAACGCCUCGUUCGGCGCCGCCCUAGGAAAGGCCACAAAAAUAGACGUCAUCGUGAAGAUGGACGUCCACAUUCUGCUCGCCCGCGCGCGGAACAACCCGCCACAAAACAUCACAGGCUGUGUGGACUCGCGGUCCAUCCAGGCCAUCCUCUCCUCACGGGACCCGGCGGAUCCCAUCCAGGCCUUCAAACUUCCGCCCUGGCACUACGCCCAGGAAGCGCGCUUUGUCGCUCGGCAACCCCAGGCUAGCGAAGACGACGGCUACCUCCUCUUCUACGCCUUCGACGAGUCGCAGCUCGAUGAGCACGGGGAAUGCAGAGAGGACGCGAGGAGCGAGCUGUGGGUGCUGGAUGCGAGGGAUAUGCAGACUGUGGUGUGCAGGGUGCGUUUACCGACUAGAGUGCCGUAUGGCCUGCAUGGCAACUGGUUCAGCGAGGAGCAGAUUCGGAGUCAGCGAGCCGUGGAGAGCGUGAGGAAGAUGCCGGAGAGGCGGAACCGGACCGUUUGGGGGAAGGCUAGGGGUAUGAUCAUGAAGGCUUUGGGGUGAAGUUGCAUUUUUGGAGUUUAGCGUCUCGUUGGACUGGUGUUCGGGACUGGAUGGGCUGAAGGGCUGUGUAUGGAUUUGUUUGUUCCCCGUUCAUGAAAAUAAUUACAGCUUCUCCGAUGGAACUGCCUCCCAAGCAUAUUCUCGCGGUGUGGAAUUCUCUCGAUAUAACAACGCACGUAACAGCUAUCCCGGAGGCCUUUAGCCUUUACAGGUGCAUACAAUGAAUGGUACAUAGCUAGCUGCACG